AUGGCGCUUCCCACAUUUGAUGAAGAAGAGCUGCUACAACUCCUUGCAGAGUUUGUCAAGCUAGAGAGUAGAUUCAUCCUCAAUUCACCUGGGUAUUCUCUUUACUUACAGCCAGCAAUCAUUGGCACCUCAGCUUUUAGAGGCGUCCAUCGUCCUAGUUCGGCGCUCCUGUACGUGAUUGCAAACCACACAGGAGAAUUUGGGGACAAGAAGCUAGGCGCCAACUACGCGCCUUGCAUAGUACCGCAACAAGAAGCAGCAUUGCGCGGUUUUCAGCAAAACCUCAGGCUCUUCGGAAAGGAGGACUAUAUCACCGAGGUUGGAACAAUGAAUCUGUUCAUCGCAAUAAGAGAUGGUAAAAAUAACAAGGAGCUUUUGACCGCUCCUCUGGAUGGAACUAUCCUAAAUGGAGUGACUCGUAGUUCUGUACUUGAACUUUCGCGAGAGAGACUUGUCCCGAAAGGGUGGGUUGUUUCUGAACGCAAGUAUACCAUGUCAGAGUUUGCCCAGGCAGCCCAGAGAGGCCAACUAAUCGAAGUAUUUGGAACUGGAACCGCCGCCGUUAUCUGUCCGGUACGCACAAUCAGUUACAAGGGCAUGCUAGUUGACUGUGGCCUUAGUAUUGGAGAAGAAGCUGGAGAGAUAACAUGUCAAAUGAGACGGUGGAUUGAGGAUAUUCAGUACUGUAAUAUUGAGCAUGAAUGGGGUUAUCUUGCCUAG
Talaromyces rugulosus is the source of this 720-nucleotide messenger RNA. RefSeq lists its product as uncharacterized. NCBI's taxonomy places the organism in Eukaryota, Fungi, Ascomycota, Eurotiomycetes, Eurotiales, Trichocomaceae. Gene Ontology annotation, cellular component: mitochondrion. Gene Ontology annotation, biological process: L-leucine biosynthetic process; L-valine biosynthetic process. Gene Ontology annotation, molecular function: branched-chain-amino-acid:2-oxoglutarate transaminase activity. The record is from RefSeq and is a predicted model, not a curated record. The transcript is spliced from 4 exons. The coding region runs from base 1 to 720 and encodes 239 amino acids.